AUGUACGAAAAAAUUUCAAUUAUUCGGAAGAAACUUGUCGUUGCACGAGAGAGGAAGAAGAGAUAUGCGAAUCAGCGGAGACAGGAACUAGAAUUUGAGGAAGGUAGCAAAGUACUACUAAAAGUUGCGCCGAUGAAAGGGAUAAUGAGAUUUGGUAAAAAGGAAAAAUUGAGUCCGAGGAAUAUAAGCCCUUUUGAAAUUUUAGAAAGAAUAGGAGUUGCAGCGUACAAAUUGGCGCUGCCACCUCAAUUAUCGGCUAUUCAUAAUGUGUUCCAUGUCUAUAUGCCUCAAAAGUAUGCACUAGACCCCAGUCAUGUAUUGGAGCACGAGCCUCUUCAAAUUCGAGAUGAUCUUACUUAUGAAGAAUUUCCAGUGGGAAUAUUGGCACAGAAGGAUCAAGUCUUAUUGUCCAAGAUGGGAAUACUCAAUAUAUAUGCCCAUCUUGAGGGGGAGUCUCAUGAAGUAGAGGAUGAAUACAAGGAAAAGAAGCAUGAAGACACUGCACAAGUACACCACAUCAUGCAGAAAAUACCAUGCAACAAGCAAGUUGAUGAAAAGCACAAUGUAGCAGUUCAAAAGUUUAAAGCACUGGCAGAGAAAAGCAAAGCAACAUAA
Messenger RNA from Juglans regia (Persian walnut), 615 nucleotides. RefSeq lists its product as uncharacterized. The coding region runs from base 1 to 615 and encodes 204 amino acids. Lineage: Eukaryota; Viridiplantae; Streptophyta; Magnoliopsida; Fagales; Juglandaceae. The record is from RefSeq and is a predicted model, not a curated record. The transcript is spliced from 2 exons.